This is a messenger RNA of Arabis nemorensis, 2622 nucleotides long. Lineage: Eukaryota; Viridiplantae; Streptophyta; Magnoliopsida; Brassicales; Brassicaceae. The record is from the annotation of a GenBank genome assembly.
AUGGCUAAUCCUCAAGCUUCUCCAAUUCUCCAUCACCAGAAUCACCUCUCUCUUUUCCAUUUCCGAACUCGUCACUCCUUCACCUCUCUGCAUUUCAAUAAGCCUCUGCUCUUUCUCCCUUCUUCUUCAUUUCCAUCGCAGAGCGAGCAGCAAUGUAAUCACCAGGUGAGACGUGUCUCCACCGUGCCUGUGGAGUAUUCGACACCGACUCCUCCGGAAUCCGACGAUUUCUUAUCGGAAAUCGAUCGGCUUAAGUCUCUCCGAUCCAAACUAGACGUUUCCAAGGACAUGCGGAGGAAGGAAGUGGUUAUCGAUGCUGAUUCAACAGUUCGUCGAUUCUUCAGCGAGAAUCGAGGCGGUUUAUCUAAGGUUUUGGGUUCAAUUGGUUUGAAUUCGAAAGAGAUGUUUCUCGUCAAGUGUGUGAUCGCCGCGGGGCAAGAACACGCGUUUUGUGUGGGAUAUGAGGAAGCGUUUGAAGAAGAAGAGGAGUAUACAGUGAGAAGUUCAGUGAAGAGCGCACUUUACGCGUUGGUUGAGAUGAUUGAGCGAUUCGAUGUGAAUAGUAGCGGAUAUAAAGGUAGAAGAGAGACGAGUACAGUUUUAGGUAAAGAGGAGAUUGCUCACUUUAGAAAGUUGUUGACGUUUUUGGAAGAAAUUGAACAGUUCUACGACUGCAUUGGAGGAAUUAUCGGGUAUCAGGUUAUGGUUCUAGAGCUUCUUCACCAAUCGACUAAGAGGCAUAAUACUAACCGGUCACAUCUUGUGGAAGGAUCUUUGGGUGUCCAGUACUUAGAAAUGCACACUCCUAACGUUCUUGACCUCACUCAGAGUAAAGAGUAUGCCUCUCAGGCGGCACUAUGGGGAAUUGAGGGAUUGCCAGACCUAGGUGAAAUAUAUCCGCUAGGAGGUGCAGCAGACAGAUUAGGUUUGGUUGAUUCAGAAACAGGAGAAUGUCUUCCUGCAGCUAUGCUUGCUCAUUGUGGACGAACUUUGUUGGAGGGACUUAUUAGAGACCUUCAGGCUAGAGAGUUCCUUUACUUCAAACUUUAUGGAAAGCAAUGUGUCACACCUGUUGCCAUUAUGACAAGUUCUGCAAAGAACAACCAUGAGCAUGUAAGUUCGCUUUGUAAGAGGCUCAAAUGGUUUGGAAGGGGUCAAUCAAAUUUCCAACUCUUUAAACAGCCUCUGGUCCCAGCUGUCAGUGCUGAAGAUGGCCAAUGGAUAGUAUCAAAGCCUUUUGUGCCAGUUAGUAAACCUGGUGGUCAUGGUGUGAUUUGGAAAUUGGCGCAUGACAAAGGUGUCUUUAAAUGGUUCUACGAUCAUGGAAGAAAAGGUGCAACUGUUCGGCAAGUUAGUAAUGUUGUGGCUGCCACAGAUGUGACCCUGUUGGCCCUUGCUGGGAUUGGUUUAAGGCAUAAGAAGAAACUUGGGUUUGCAUCCUGUAAAAGGAAUGCUGGAGCAACUGAAGGAAUUAAUGUAUUGAUGGAGAAGAAGAAUCUUGAUGGGAAGUGGGAAUAUGGUAUUUCGUGCAUUGAGUACACUGAAUUUGAUAAAUUCGGAAUCUCCAACAAAUCACCUUCCUCAAAUAGUUUGCAGGCUGAUUUCCCUGCCAAUACAAACAUUCUGUAUGUAGACUUACAUUCUGCCGAGUUAAUUGGGUCGAGCAGUAAUGUAAAAAGUUUGCCAAAUAUGGUUCUCAAUACAAAGAAGCGAAUUGAGUACAUUGAUCAGUAUGGAGACUAUCACAGCGUUAUGGGUGGUAGAUUGGAGUGCACGAUGCAAAACAUAGCAGACAAUUUCUCAAAUAAGUUUCCAUCUAGAUGCCAGGGCAGUCUAGAAGACAAACUGGAUACAUAUAUUGUAUACAAUGAACGAAGAAGAGUCACUUCAUCAGCUAAGAAGAAGAAACCACAUGCAAGUGCUGCAUUACACCAGACUCCAGAUGGUGCAUUGUUGGAUAUACUCCGGAAUGCAUAUGACCUCCUUACGGAAUGUGAUAUUAAACUUCCCAUGAUUGAAUCAAAUGAUAAAUAUGUGGAUUCCCCACCUCCGUAUCUCAUCCUACUGCAUCCUGCUCUCGGUCCUCUUUGGGAAGUUUCAAGACAGAAAUUCAAGGGAGGGUCUAUUUCCAGAUUCUCAGAGCUGCAACUAGAGAUUGCAGAGUUCUCAUGGAACAAUGUUCAGGUUGAUGGUAGCUUGAUCAUCACUGCUGAGAAUGCUAUGGGUUCGACAACAAUUAACGAAAAUGGUGAACCAAUAUUACAAUACGGACUAAGGUGUGGCAAGUGUAAACUGCAUAACGUCAAGGUAGUGAACCGAGGUAUCGAUUGGAACAGUAAAUCAAAUGUUUACUGGAGAAACGAUGUGAACCGGCUUGAGACUUGUAAAAUCAUAUUGCACGGAAAUGCAGAAUUUGAAGCCAGCAAUGUAACUAUACAGGGAAACCAAGUUUUUGAAGUACCAGACGGUCACAGACUGAAGAUCACACGAGGAAAUUCAGGUUUCGUCAUGAACUUGGAAGCAAUGAAAGGAGAUGUAAUGGAAACAGGAAGCUGGUAUUGGAACUACCAACUAAAUGGAUCUCACAUUCAUCUUGAACAAGUACAGGUUUCACUAAACUAA